GUCUGUUGCGACAUACGAAUAUAUCGAGCUAAAAGCCUAAAACGAAGCCAGCGAAACGAAGAAGCCGAUAUAUAUCUGGCUAGCUAGGCCGCACGCAAGUGGCCGAGCGAGUGGGCGUCGGAUGGACAUCGCCGGCGCGGGCGGCGCUACCGUGGCGUCGGCGGGGGGAUGGAAGGCGCCGGCGUCGAUGGUGCUGGUGCAGCUGUUCAUCACCGGGAUGAUCCUGCUGUCGAAGAUGUCCAUCGGCGACGGCAUGUUCAUCUUCGCGCUGCUCGCCUACCGCAGCGUCUUCGGCGCCGCCUUCAUCCUUCCCUUUGCGCUCAUCUUCGAGAGAGGGAAGUGGAAAAACAUGGAUUGGUCCGCACUCGCAUGGAUCUUUUUCAACGCCUUCAUCGGGUAUGCCGUACCAAUGAGCUUAUACUACUUUGGCCUCAAGGAUACCACUCCAUCCUACGCUGUUAUCUUUAUAAACAUAAUUCCCCUAUUCACCUUCAUCCUGUCACUUAUAUUUAGGAUGGAGAAAUUCAAAAUUAGAAGCAUGGUUGGAGUACUGAAGAUGACAGGUGUUUUGCUCUCUGUUGGAGGCACAAUGCUUGUCUGCCUUUACAAAGGAAAGUCACUGCAUCUCUGGAAUUCCAUAUUGCAGCAUCAAACGGAACAGCAGAGAAAGUCUGGAAACAAUCAGCUAAGAGGAACUAUUUUUUUGGUAGGAAGCAGCUUCACCUUUGCUUGUUGGUAUCUUGUUCAGGCAAAGAUUCUCAAAGUAUAUCCAUAUAAAUAUUGGUCUUCCAUGGUAACAUGCAUACUGGGAGGAGUUCAAACAGCAUUUGUUGGAGUCAUAUUAAGGAGGGACAAGAGUGCAUGGAAGCUAGGAUGGGAUCUUAACCUUGUUACUAUUGUCUACUCAGGAGCAUUUGCAACAGCCGGGAAAUAUAGUUUGAAUUCAUGGGCAGUUGCUAAGCGAGGCCCAGCCUAUCCCCCAAUGUUCAACCCAUUAUCAGUGGUCUUCACUGUUGUCCUGGGCUCACUCCUGUUGGGGGAUGACCUUACGGUUGGAAGUCUCAUAGGCACAGCAAUGGUGAUUCUUGGGCUGUAUAUUUUUCUUUGGGCCAAAGCAUGAGAAGUACCCAGGAAGUAAACAUACUAUGUUCUGCAAGAUGUUCUCGUAGCUACAGAAUACAUAGGAGUUGUAUAUCUACAUAAUGAGAUGUAUACAGUUCUGAUACAUAAUUGUAGACACAUUAUACUCAAGGAUGAGAGCUCAUUGUUUGUUUAUUUUUUAUUAAAGAAAACUACAAUAUUUCAGAACACCACUGAAAGAAAGGAUUUUAUUACAGUACCUUUGGAUGCAUAUGAGCCAUCCAUAGAGUUAGAUUCAACGAAUAAGAUUUAAUCUUACUACAUGUUCUAAUGGGUGUAGUAUGAGCAGUA
Oryza brachyantha (malo sina) is the source of this 1431-nucleotide messenger RNA. RefSeq names its product WAT1-related protein At5g64700-like. Lineage: Eukaryota; Viridiplantae; Streptophyta; Magnoliopsida; Poales; Poaceae. The transcript has 7 exons. Gene Ontology annotation, cellular component: plasma membrane. Gene Ontology annotation, molecular function: transmembrane transporter activity. The record is from RefSeq and is a predicted model, not a curated record. Bases 122 to 1120 code for a protein of 332 amino acids.